AGUAUGACAGCACCAAAAUAGACAGCGGUGUACCCAUUCAACAAGCAGCACCAACAAUUUAUUCCAUAUUCGGAUUUUGCUCCGUCAAGUCGAAUUGUAUUCUUGAACCUUCGUUACUGCUGCCCUGCAUCAUCUAUCCAACAUUAAUCACACUGCACUUUCGGGAGUUAUCUUGCCAAGUUCCGCUAACUUGUCGGUGCAGUAAAGUCCGGUCUUGAGCGCGCUGACGGUUUCUUGAGUGUUUCUUCGCGUGUUGUGAAUUAUAUCCAUAUAUCAUGAAUUCUGUGGAAAAUGAGUAUAUGGAUAUUGUGAAUAGAAACGCUUGGCCCCUGGUCUAUCAGAAAAUUGGACAGACAUGCCAGAAGUACCCUUACACUUGCACCGAGGCGAGGAAGCCACAGAACAAGCCGUUGAACCGCUACCGAGAUGUGAACCCCUACGACCACAGCCGCGUGAUCCUUAAGCGCAGCGAGAGCGACUACAUCAACGCCAACCUUGUUAAGAUGCCGCGUGCCAACCGAAGCUAUAUCCUCACCCAAGGCCCGCUCGCGUUCACCGUCGGCCACUUCUGGCUCAUGGUGUGGGAGCAGAACAGCCGCGCGAUCCUCAUGCUGAACAAGGUGAUCGAGAAGAACGAGAUCAAGUGCCAUUGGUACUGGCCGCACGGCAUCGGCGAGCAGCACAAGAUGUCGCUGUCUGACGUGAACCUGACAGUGGAGCAGAUCAGCGAGGAGGACCGCAGCUAUUACUCUACCAGGGUGUUCAAGGUCCAAGACAUCGACAGCCUGGAGACGCGCGAGGUGAUCCAAUUCCACUACACCACAUGGCCUGACUUCGGCGUGCCGUCCUCGCCAGUGGCGUUCCUGGAGUUCUUGCAGAAGGUCCGCGAGGUGGGCGCGCUGGACCUCGACGUGGGCCCGCCCGUGGUCCAUUGCAGCGCGGGCAUCGGACGCUCCGGAACAUUCUGCCUGGUCGACACUUGCCUUGUGCUCAUUGAGAAAGAGGGCCGCGACAGCGUGAACAUUCAGGAAAUUCUGCUGGAGCUGCGCAAGGACCGCAUGGGCCUGAUCCAGACGCCGGACCAGCUGCGGUUCUCGUACCAAGCCAUCAUCGAGGGCGCUAAGCGCCUCGACCCUAACUGGAAGGAAAACAAGAGCAUGGCCGAGAGCACAUAUUCGAACGUGGCGGACGAGGGCGAGGAGGAGGGCGCGGCAGCAGCCGCCGAGUCCGCAGGCCCCGCGGAGCCCGCCGAGGAGGAGGCCCCGCCGCCGCCGCCGCCGCGCUCCGAGAGCCUUAGCCGCGCCCCCGCCCGGCCUCUCCCUGCCAUUCCCUCCAGUAUCUCUCUUGGUAAUAUGAAUCUUGCGGCGACCGCGGAGUCAUCUAGCUCUGACGAGUGCCCGCCGACGCCGCCGGCCAUGGACGGCUCGCCCGCAUCCUCCGCCGACGAUGAAGACGAGGAGCCGACGGUCGUAGCCGCAGAGAGCAGCGCGGAGCCGGCGGAGACGCUGCGGCGGCGGCGCACGCGCGAGCUGGCCGAGCGCGUGUCCGGCAUGAAGCGGCGCGCGCGCGACGCCGAGCGGUGGCACGCCAUCAAGAGGUUUAAAUGCAAUAAGCGGUUCGCGAAAAAGCGCGAAGACUGAGGGCGUAGGUCGAUUAUAAAGGUCGAUAUAUUAACAGCGGACAUCGACAUAUCGUCAUAAGAUAGUCUCGUCACUAUUGUUAGAAAUGACGUCAUCGGCACUGCAGUGAGAGAGACUGUUAACAAUUAGUUAUAAUUGACUUGUAACGAUGGAUGUAACAUAAAUGGACAGGUUGGGGUGACGAGCCGCUGAGUGCGUCCCCAGUACAAACAGUGCUGCGGCGUCGGCAAUCUUCGGCGGCUUUAGGAAAUACUAAUGUGCAAUACCUAACACUGUGCUUUAAUUAGACUAAUACAGCCAGUGCUGUGGCUUUUUGUGAAACUUGGGAAGUGCGGAGAUUGCCGAGGCGCCUUGUCGGACACUGCAGUACUUAAUGAACUUGAGCGUAAUUGCAUUUUGACUUUAAAAUUGAAUCAAUGUUUUAACUUAAUUAUCUUUAACGUUGUAUUUGGAAAAGUCAAAAUGUAAUGGCUCUUAAAAAAUUAUUACUAAAACAUGUAUAAUAAACUCAGUGUGUCGCCACCCUAACACGAAAAACGGAAAGACAUUGUUCGUUUAUCGUAUUUAUUUAAAUAUAUUUUUAUUUUAUUAUUAUUUACUUUUAUUUUUCCUUUUAACUUUUAUCAUACUGUAAUAGAUAUAUGUGUAUGAGGCAUAUUUACCUAUAUAUCUUAAUUGAUAUGUUGUACGUAUGUAAUAACUAAUUGCGUUUAAUGUAAAUAUGUUUUAAAUGGAAUAUGUGAUAUAUGAAACACAAGAUAUGGGAGUAUUAUGACAUUUUGUCGCAUAGCAUCGAGUUGCUUAGUAGUGAUUACCUGCAGUACACUGCCUAUACUUAUUUCGACUUUAAAAAGGAGUUUGCAUACUCGAUGCCUAAUAUAUCAAUGUUUGAUUUGUUUUAGUCCAUUCAUCCUUUUCCAUUUGCUAUACCAUUUUUGAUUUAAUCAGCGCGACAAAUGGCAUACUUCUUCACGAGACCUGAACCAUAAUAUUGGUUGCCCACUCGAUACAAUUAGCGGAUACAGCAGACCGAUUUCAGCGCUUACAGUAAACGACAUGCGGUCGAUAAUUAAAAGCGCCAGGGUCUUAUUUCAUCCGCCCAGGUAUGUGUGAAGGGGCAAAUUUGAUGCAAGGUGUCGUUGACAAAAAUCUGUAACACCGCGCUAAUCAAACUUGGUCGGCGGUCUUGCUCAUCCUAACCUGACUAAUGAACUACUAAAGCAACUGAUGUACCUUCAGAAAAUUUGUGUUUCAUAUACCAUGCAUAACAAUCUCUAACAAUGUACUAACCAGAUCUGGCUCGAAGGAUCAUGACCCAUGACCACUGUACUCAAGUGGCAUUGACUAUGACUAAUAAACGAUUUGACAACGUUCGAUGUCACUGACUACAUGUACUUGAUAUUUUUAACAUUCUGUUAGUUUAUAGUAGUGACGUAAGUAUACGGUAUACGUAGCGGUAUGUAUAUUUUGACUUAGCCCGCAGCGAUCGAUUUUGAAGGCGAUGCAGAUGGCCCCUUCAGAAUGGACGACUGUUAUAAUCUGAUGUUAGUUAAUAGUCGCACUUUACACCAGAUUAAUGUUUUGUGGCGUUAGUGUAAACGAUACUCGCUCUUUUACCCGUCCGGUCCGAACUUAGUCACUUAAGGCGACUCGCCUGAAAUAUGCCACAGGCUAACUACAAACCGGGCAAGUAAAAUAACGAGUAUUCUUAGAAUAUCGAGUUCGUUCGCGAUGAAAAGACGGGCGAGCUUCCGUAAUAAAGAGACGGAUAUAUUUAUAAAAGUGUACGGAAGUGUGUAGGGAUAUAAAAACUAUAAUCUCGUAAAGUUUGAUCUGAACUAAUUGGUGACAUUGUGACGGUUAUAUGGUGGUGUUGUUGGCCAAAUGCGGAUAGACACACGUAUGUAGCCAACAGUGCGUACGGGAUAUGUGUAAACACUUAAAAACGUAAGAAUAUAAAGUUACCCACUAAGUAAUUUUCUAUUAGUGCGCGUACAAGCACCCAUAUUGUAUACAUUUCGAUGUUAUUUACAUCUCUUUGUGUAUUUCAUUGGAAUAAACGUUGAGUUUACGAUCAACACCUCA
Messenger RNA from Manduca sexta (tobacco hornworm), 3725 nucleotides. It is a transcript of the gene Bmptp-Z, whose product is annotated as tyrosine-protein phosphatase non-receptor type 61F. Bases 276 to 1640 code for a protein of 454 amino acids. Gene Ontology annotation, biological process: protein dephosphorylation. The record is from RefSeq and is a predicted model, not a curated record. NCBI's taxonomy places the organism in Eukaryota, Metazoa, Arthropoda, Insecta, Lepidoptera, Sphingidae. Gene Ontology annotation, molecular function: protein tyrosine phosphatase activity. The transcript has 9 exons.